GUCACGCGGUAGUAUUGUGACUUGCUGUUUACCUUCAGAGCCGACAGCUAACCAUACCGUCAGACUUUUAGGAAUUUUAAACUAAUAUUUUAAUAACAUGUAUCCCGAGGACAUUGGUAAACACGUCGCGGGCUGAACACAACUAAAUGUAGAGCAGUGCUAAGUGUUCAAGAACGGUUUUGAUUUUGGUCAGCUGACCACCUCUUGAGAAACAGCAUAUCAGGCCAUGGCUGGCAGGGAUGUAAACGAGAGCACUCCUCUUUUGGACAACUCUGUGGCUUCAGCCAGAUCGGAGUCAGUGUUCAAUGGCAGGAGACUGGCAUGUGCUGCCAUACUGCUGGCAGAGUCUUUAGAGAGGAUGGCCUUCUAUGGCAUCACCUCAAACCUGGUGCUCUUCCUCAACAGCAGCCCCUUCUAUUGGGAGGGCACUUCGGCCAGCCAGGCCCCCUUGAUCUUCAUGGGUGUCACUUAUUUGAUAUCGCCUUUUGGUGGCUGGCUGGCGGAUGCGUGCCUUGGCAAGUUCGCAACCAUAGCCUUGAGUUUAGUUCUGUACCUGAUCGGGAUGCUGUUUUUCCCCUUUGUGGCCAACGACAACACCAGGACCUCUCUGUGUGGAGAAGAGAUGGCGUUCCCAGUGCAGCCGGCAGAGUGUUUUCCUGAAAAUGGGACUGUGCCCGCCAAUGUGACCUGCAUGAAUCGGCCGCCCUACUGUGGGCCUGCGAUAUUCAGUGGUCUGGUGCUGGUGGCCGUUGGCGUGGGAGCUGUGAAAUCAAACAUCACUCCAUUCGGGGCAGAUCAGGUGAAGGAUCGAGGUCCAGAGGCAACGCGGCGGUUCUUUAACUGGUUCUACUGGUGCAUUAAUCUUGGAGCGAUCUUCUCGCUGGGUGGAGUAGCCUAUAUUCAGCAGAACGUUAGCUUCUUUAUUGGCUACAUCAUCCCAGCCGUCUGCCUCGGGGUGUCCCUCAUCAUCUUUGUUCUGGGCAAAACGGUAUUUAUAACCAAACCUGCAGACGGCAGUGCCUUCAGCGACAUGUUCCGGAUCCUGGCCUCGGCCCUCUGUGGACGCGGGCCAAAAGAACCAAGUCUGCUCAGGCCAAAGCCAUCUCUACUGGAUGGCGCAAAGGUGACGUACGGUGGGCGAUUUUCAGAGGAGAAGGUGGAGGAAGUGAAAGCGCUGGUUAAAAUACUUCCUGUUUUCCUGGCACUCAUUCCGUACUGGACUGUCUAUUUCCAGAUGCAGACCACAUAUUUUCUCCAGAGUCUCCAUCUGACAAUUCCUGGAGCCGAUCCCAACUCCACAGACUCCCACCCGAAUACCUUCCGCUUCCCGGCAGCUUGGCUGACCAUGUUUGACGCCGUGUUGAUCCUCAUGUUGAUCCCCCUCAAGGAUAAAGUGGUGGACCCCAUCCUCAAACGCAAAGGCCUGCUGCCCUCCCCUCUAAAGAGAAUCGCUGUGGGCAUGUUCUUUGUCAUGUGCUCGGCGGUGGCAGCUGGCAUUUUAGAGACAAAGAGGCUGGACAUUGUCCACACACGAGGUCCCAUCCCACAGUCUCUCGGUGGAGUUACCUACUAUGCAGCCGAUCUACCCAUAUGGUGGCAAGUGCCUCAGUACAUCCUCAUUGGUGUCAGCGAAAUCUUUGCUAGUAUUGCAGGAAAUGGAGUGGUUUCUGAGGUGAUACUGAGCCUGGAAAGACAUUUGAGAGGAGAUGAUCAUGAUAAGAAACACCUACAGCACAUUUUUCUCGGUCUCCUCUGUGUACUGUAG
Sinocyclocheilus rhinocerous is the source of this 1765-nucleotide messenger RNA. RefSeq names its product solute carrier family 15 member 4 (gene slc15a4). Gene Ontology annotation, cellular component: membrane. The record is from RefSeq and is a predicted model, not a curated record. Gene Ontology annotation, biological process: transmembrane transport; oligopeptide transport. The coding region runs from base 227 to 1765 and encodes 512 amino acids. Gene Ontology annotation, molecular function: transmembrane transporter activity. The transcript has 9 exons. NCBI's taxonomy places the organism in Eukaryota, Metazoa, Chordata, Actinopteri, Cypriniformes, Cyprinidae.